AUGUCUCACCUCGAAGUUCUUGAUCUUAUCAUCCUUAUUCUGGAGGGACUGCUGUGCAUCGCUUCCAUAUGCGAGUCGGGCUACAAGAUCUAUAAAGUCUAUAAGUCUUAUAUAGAGGACAGAAAGAAGAGAAUGAGGAAUAAGAUGAUGCGGGAUUGGGAUGGUCCGGACGAUAAGGAUAAGGAUAUGGAGAUGGGCUGGGGAGCAAACUCUUGGAGGACAUCACCUCCCUAUUAUCGACAUGGCCUGGGAGAUUACACGAGAGAACCGAGGCUUACAAAAGAAGUUAAAGAUGCCUCUAUGUGGAAAGGGUUUGAGAGAUCAUCUGACGAUCAGCAAGCUAUGCUUGAUGAAGAGCAGCUAGAUUCGCUUGACCAUGAGAUCAUACGGCAACUUGAAUUGGCUGAGAUGGAACGCGAGGCGAGGCGAAUUCUUCCUACCUACGGCUGA
Messenger RNA from Fusarium subglutinans, 450 nucleotides. RefSeq lists its product as uncharacterized. NCBI's taxonomy places the organism in Eukaryota, Fungi, Ascomycota, Sordariomycetes, Hypocreales, Nectriaceae. The coding region runs from base 1 to 450 and encodes 149 amino acids. The transcript has 2 exons. The record is from RefSeq and is a predicted model, not a curated record.